Messenger RNA from Brachypodium distachyon (stiff brome), 4348 nucleotides. RefSeq names its product probable inactive leucine-rich repeat receptor kinase XIAO. The record is from RefSeq and is a predicted model, not a curated record. NCBI's taxonomy places the organism in Eukaryota, Viridiplantae, Streptophyta, Magnoliopsida, Poales, Poaceae. The transcript has a single exon. Gene Ontology annotation, cellular component: plasma membrane. The coding region runs from base 248 to 3778 and encodes 1176 amino acids. Gene Ontology annotation, biological process: protein phosphorylation. Gene Ontology annotation, molecular function: protein binding; ATP binding; protein kinase activity.
ACCGUGGGAGGCGGAAACAAAACAAAAGAGGCCUGCGUAGAAAACGCGCCACAGACACACGAGCUAAUAAAAACUGCCUCGAAGCCCACCCAAACCCGUCCAAAACCUCGCACCCGGAGCCGCUCUCUUUUUCUCCCCGGAACUCCCAAACGCAAACGCAAACGCAAGCGCAGACUCUCCCCCUCCCUCAUCUCUCUCUCUCUCUCUCCGUCUCCAUGGAAGCCUGAAUGCCAAAGCCGUCAAGACGAUGACAAGAACGCGAGAGAAACCGCUCUCUCUGGCUUUUCACGCGAUGCCGUCGUCCGCGCGGCUGCUGUUCGUGCUCGUGAUGGUGGCGGCGGCGCGGGCGGCCACGCCGGCGCCCGCGCCGCCGGUGGCGCGCACGGCGGAGGUGCAGGCGGAGAUCGACGCGCUGCUCGCGUUCCGCGCCGGGCUGCGCGACCCCUACGCCGCCAUGUCCGGGUGGGACGCGUCCUCGCCGUCCGCGCCCUGCUCCUGGCGCGGCGUCGCGUGCGCCGCGCCCGGUGGGGCCGGCCGCGUCGUCGAGCUGCUGCUCCCGCGGCUCCGCCUCUCCGGCCCCAUCUCCCCCGCGCUCGCCUCGCUCGCCUACCUCGAGAAGCUCAGCCUCCGCUCCAACUCGCUCUCCGGCAACAUCCCGGCCUCCCUGGCCCGCGUCGCCUCCCUCCGCGCCGUCUUCCUCCAGUCAAACUCCCUCUCCGGCCCCAUCCCGCAGUCCUUCCUCUCCAACCUCACCAACCUCGAGUCCUUCGACGUCUCCGCCAACCUCCUGUCCGGCCCCGUCCCUGCUUCGCUCCCUCCAAGCCUGAAGUACCUCGACCUCUCCUCCAACGCCUUCUCCGGCACCAUCCCUGCCAACAUUAGCGCCUCGGCGACCAAGCUCCAGUUCUUCAACCUGUCCUUCAACCGCCUCCGGGGGACGGUACCGGCGUCGCUGGGGACCUUGCAGGACCUGCAUUACCUCUGGCUGGAAGGUAACCUUCUCGAAGGCACCAUCCCGUCGGCGUUGGCCAACUGCAAGGCGCUGCUCCACCUCAACCUGCAGGGGAACGCGCUCCGCGGCAUCUUGCCGACCGCUGUCGCGGCGAUACCGUCGCUGCAGAUUCUCUCGGUGUCGCGGAACCGGCUCUCCGGCGCCGUCCCGGCCGCGGCGUUCGGCAGCGAGAGGAACUCGUCGCUGCGCAUCGUGCAGCUCGGCGGCAACGAGUUCUCUCAGGUGGACGUGCCCGGUGGGCUCGGCAAGGAUCUCCAGGUUGUGGACUUGGGGGGCAACAAGCUGGGCGGUCCCUUCCCGGGAUGGCUCGUCGAGGCUCAGGGACUGACGGUGCUCAACCUUUCUGGCAAUGCAUUCACCGGCGAUGUGCCGGCGGCAGUUGGGCAACUUACUGCGCUCCAGGAACUGCGUCUUGGCGGUAACGCUUUCACUGGUGCAGUGCCUCCGGAGAUUGGUAGAUGUGGCGCGCUCCAGGUGCUUGUUCUCGAGGACAACCGCUUCUCCGGCGAGGUUCCUGCCGCUCUUGGCGGUCUCCGGCGGCUCAGAGAGGUCUAUCUUGGUGGGAACUCUUUAGCCGGCCAGAUUCCGGCCACCUUGGGCAAUCUCUCGUGGCUGGAAACAUUGUCACUACCGAAGAACCGGCUCACUGGUGGUCUGCCCAGUGAGGUCUUCCUGCUGGGCAACCUGACAUUGUUGAAUCUCUCUGAUAACAAGCUCUCCGGUGAGAUUCCUUCUGCUAUUGGCAGUCUGCUUGCUCUGCAGAGUUUGAAUUUGAGUGGCAAUGCCUUCUCAGGCCGCAUUCCGUCGACCAUUGGCAACCUGCUGAACAUGCGAGUUCUUGACCUUUCUGGUCAGAAGAACCUCUCGGGCAGUCUCCCGGCAGAGCUUUUCGGUCUGCCACAGCUGCAGCAUGUAUCACUCGCCGAAAAUUCUCUCUCUGGAGAUGUUCCUGAAGGUUUCAGCAGUCUGUGGAGUCUGCGUCACCUCAACAUCUCGGUGAAUUAUUUUUCGGGGUCAAUCCCGGGUACAUAUGGGUACAUGGCAUCACUCCAGGUGCUCUCAGCCUCGCACAACCGCAUCUCUGGGGAGGUGCCCCCGGAGCUUGCCAAUCUUUCCAACCUCACCGUGCUUGACCUCAGUGGCAACCAUCUGACUGGUCCAAUCCCGAGCGACCUCUCACGCCUUGGUGAAUUGGAGGAGCUUGACCUCAGCCACAAUCAGCUAUCCAGCAAGAUACCCCCAGAGAUCUCCAACUGCUCGUCGCUUGCCACUCUCAAGCUUGCUGACAAUCAUCUUGGCAGCGAGAUACCACCCUCUCUUGCCAACCUCUCGAAGCUGCAGACACUUGAUCUGUCAUCCAACAAUAUUACGGGCAGCAUCCCUGACUCACUGGCUCAGAUUCCAGGCCUUUUAUCAUUCAACGUGUCACACAAUGACCUUGCAGGGGAGAUACCAGCAAUUCUUGGCUCCCGCUUUGGCACCCCCUCAGCAUUUGCUUCCAAUCCAGGUUUGUGUGGUUCACCAUUGGAGAGUGAAUGCAGUGAAUACAAGCGGCACAGGAAGCGACAGAGGCUACAGCGCCUGGCUCUGCUGAUCAGUGCGGUGGCUGCUGCUGCACUGCUCCUUGUGUUGUUGUGCUGCUGCUGUGUGUUCAGCUUGCUGCGGUGGAGACGCCGGUUUGUUGAGAAGCGUGAUGGUGUCAAGAAGAGGCGACGCAGCCCUGGGAGGGGCAGUGGAUCCAGCGGCACCAGCACAGAAAAUGGAAUCAGCCAGCCAAAGCUGAUCAUGUUUAAUUCCAGGAUCACCUAUGCAGACACAGUGGAGGCGACACGGCAGUUUGAUGAGGAGAAUGUGCUCAGCCGCGGCCACCAUGGUCUCAUGUUCAAGGCUUGUUACAGUGAAGGAACUGUGCUGGCCAUCUUACGGCUUCCUUCCACCUCAGCUGAUGGCGCCGUGGUUGUUGAAGAGGGAUCAUUCAGGAAAGAAGCCGAGUCUCUAGGCAGGGUGAAGCACAGAAACCUCACUGUUCUUCGUGGCUACUACGCCGGGCCACCGCCCGAUGUUCGCCUGCUGGUCUAUGACUACAUGCCCAACGGUAACCUUGCCACAUUGCUCCAAGAAGCGUCUCACCAAGACGGUCACAUCCUCAAUUGGCCGAUGAGGCAUCUCAUUGCUCUUGGUGUCUCUCGUGGCCUUGCAUUCCUCCACCAGUCCGGUGUCAUUCACGGAGAUGUCAAGCCACAGAACAUCCUCUUCGAUGCUGACUUCGAGCCACACCUAUCCGAUUUCGGGCUGGAGCCAAUGGUGGUGACUGCUGGUGCCGCUGCAGCCGCCGCCGCUGCAUCAACAUCUGCUACAACACCGGUUGGUUCGCUUGGCUAUGUCGCCCCAGACGCGGCGACUGCUGGACAGGCUACACGGGAAGGUGAUGUCUACAGCUUUGGCAUUGUGUUACUGGAACUGCUCACAGGCCGGCGCCCUGGCAUGUUCGCCGGGGAGGAUGAGGACAUUGUGAAGUGGGUGAAGCGGCAGCUGCAGCGUGGGGCAGUCGCUGAGCUGCUUGAGCCGGGCCUGCUGGAGCUCGACCCCGAGUCCUCAGAGUGGGAAGAGUUCCUGCUGGGAAUCAAGGUCGGCCUGCUCUGCACCGCCUCCGACCCGCUGGAUCGCCCGGCAAUGGCCGAUGUGGUGUUCAUGCUUGAGGGUUGCCGUGUUGGCCCAGACAUCCCCUCCUCCGCCGAUCCAACCUCCCAGCCAUCCCCUGCGUAGUCUCCGGUGUCCCUCAGCCGCCAUUGUCAGAUUCAGUUCAGUAGUUUGUACCAUUUUUUUCUGUAAUUCUUUUCUUAGUUCAGACUAGUCUUUAGCUGCUUCACUCAGCACCCAGAACUCAGCAUUUCCCGCCAAGGAACGAGGCUGGCCCAAGCAAGUGGGAAGUAGCCGUUGGGGUUUCUAAUCUCAUGGUUAGGGAGGGUGUCAGUACUGGGAAUCGAAGGACCAUGUGGUGCUUGGCACGGCCAGGCACGAUGCUGCGAUGCCAUGCCGCGGAGGUUAGUGGCGCGCAUGUGGGGUUCCCAUCACAACGGCUACUGAUGCAAGGAUACGGUUGUGUCUCCUCUCCUGGCCUAUCUAUUUCUUGGCUGAUCUGUAGUAGUACUCUGUACUCUUUAGGAAAUUGAUUCGUGUAGGGGCCUGCUUGGCUUCUUUGGAUCCUGUCUUUAAUAUCUAUCGUUUUUUACCAUGGCUGCUAGAUCUUUGUAGUGUUGUGAUGUGCUGUGAUGUACAUUUUGUUAUCUCAAUUGAUGCAACAGGAUUGGGGUAAUGAUGCUUCAUGACCGUUAA